Messenger RNA from Rhinichthys klamathensis goyatoka, 936 nucleotides. RefSeq names its product E3 ubiquitin-protein ligase CCNB1IP1. The transcript is spliced from 5 exons. Lineage: Eukaryota; Metazoa; Chordata; Actinopteri; Cypriniformes; Leuciscidae. Gene Ontology annotation, molecular function: ubiquitin protein ligase activity. The record is from RefSeq and is a predicted model, not a curated record. Gene Ontology annotation, biological process: reciprocal meiotic recombination. Bases 17 to 802 code for a protein of 261 amino acids. Gene Ontology annotation, cellular component: synaptonemal complex.
UGACUGACUGGACACAAUGAACAACACAGUUGCAAAUUCUCGAGCCGCCAUGUCUGCAUCUAAAUACACCUUACAGUGUAAUUCGCAUCAAUGCCGGGCAAAGCUGAGUGGGUUCGCGUGGGUCACGGCCUGCUCUCAUGUGUUCUGUGAUCAACACGGUUCGGUAGAGUUCAGUCGCACACCUUCAGUUUGUCCCGCUUGCUCCACCAUGCUUUCAGGAAAACUAGACGUGCUGAGAACAGAGCUGGCACCAUCUGAGCAAUACAAGGCUAUGGUUUUGGUCGGACUGCAACCUGAAACGGUUUUGGAGAUCAGUCAUAAAGCACUAGUCUUUUGGACCUACCAGGUAAACCAGGAGAGGUUGCUGAUGGAGUACAAUAUGUCCAGGGCUGGGGGACAAAUGCUCCAGAUGGAGAAGUUUAUGAUCCAGCAGAACCAGAGCAGAGAGCUCGAGUUAAAUGCAUUAAGGGGGGAGAUCGCAUCACUGAAAAAGGGGCUGGAGGAAUACAAGCAGAAGUACAAUGAGGUUUUGGAGCGACUGAAUGAACGGAACAAGCAAUAUCAGAAGCUGCAGGGACUUCUCGACUCGCUUCGUAUGCACACUCUGGGAAUAGGAGAGAAAGAUCCCACACCCCACACUUUCACUACAGGGUUGGUCAAACAACACUCUCCCCAUAGUCCUUCAUUCCUGAGACCAGACAGCGACAGGUUUUUCUCAUUGGGACCAGAAAAUACUCAAAGUUUCUUCCAGUUCAACACACCCACCCGUGACAGAACCCACUCUUUCAUCAAGAAACACUGAGGUCACCAGGAGCUGUAUCAGCCUUUUUUUCCCCCAUUUAUGAAUUCUGAUUCCAGUUCUUACGGCCAAGUAUGGUUGUUUCUGUUUAGUUUUUCAUGUUUUUUCAAACGUGUUAUUUAUUGAUAAAGCUGUUG